AUGGGUUUGACAAAACAAUAUUUGAGAUAUGUACCAGCUGGAAAUUUAAAUAUAAUUGUCAGUUCUUCUUGCAAUAUUGCUUUUGUAACAUUACAAGGCCAAGAAGGUAGAUUUGUAGCAGUUGGUGCAUGUGAACAUGUUUUUAUAUGGGAUUUGCGAUUAGGAGAAAAGGCACAAAUAUUAUCAGGAGAUAAAAUAAAUGUAACAUAUUUGAUUGCAUCUCCGAACAAGCAACAUAUUGCUGUUGGUUACGCAGAUGGCACUAUAAAAACAUUUGAUUUAAAGACAGGAGAAAAUAUAAGCAUAUUUGUAGGUCAUAAAUCUGAAAUUACAACUCUGACUUAUGAUAAUAAAGGACAUAGAUUAGCUUCUGGUUCAAAGGAUACAGAUAUCAUUAUUUGGGAUGUAAUAGCAGAAACUGGUAUAUGUAGAUUAACUGGACAUAAAGGUGUAAUAACCAAAUUAAUGUUUAUGAGAGAUCAUAAUAUUAUUAUUAGUGCUAGUAAAGAUACGUUUGUAAAGUUUUGGGAUUUAGACACUGAACAUAAUUUUAGAACUCUCGUUGGUCACAGAACAGAGGUUUGGAGUCUUGUUUUAGUUAAAAAUGAUCAAUAUUUAAUAACUGGUUGUAGUGACAAUGAAUUACGUGUAUGGAAAAUAUCUUUCACUGAUAGUGAAGCAACAGAUUUUAACAUUAAUUUGCAAGAUUUAACUCUCAUCGAUGACGGUGAAAUUAGCGUAAUAAAAAUAUAUUUUAAGAAACAUCCUUUGAGAUGUGAAAAAGUUGGAAAUAUAUUAAGAAGCAGUCGUGGACGUGUUGUAUCUCUGGAAGUUGAUAUAAGUCAUACUGUUAUUGGAUGUCAUGGCUUAGAUAAUACUGUAGAAUUAUUUCAGUUGUUACCUGAUACUAAAGUAAAAGAUAAUGUUAUCAAACGAUUGCAAAAAGAAAAAAAGAAAGCAGAAAAAAGUGGAAACAGUACAGAAACCAAUUUCUCAAAAGCAUCAACUAUAAAGGACGAAAUCAUUCGUCUACCUGUUAUCAAAGUGUCUGCUAAAGCUAAAGGAUUAGAUAUGAUAAUGGGUAGAGGUAGUGAACUUAGGAUAUGUAUUAGUAUAAAUAAUAAUUCUAUUGACUUAUAUUCCCUAUUCAUGGAAGAAAAGGAUGCUGAAAUAAAACAUUUAAGGUCAAUAACAAAUCACGGUCACCGUUCAGAGGUCCGUGCUAUUUGUUUUAGUUCUGAUAAUUUAGCUUUUGCAACAGCAAGUGGAGAUUCUGUGAAAUUAUGGAAUAGACCAACUUUGGCCUGUUUGCGUACUGUACAGUGUGGUUAUGCUUUAACAGCAAUAUUUGUACCAGGAGACAGACAUUUAAUUGUAGGUUUAAAAGAUGGUAAAAUGCUGAUUAUUGACAUUGCAUCAGGUGACAUUUUAGAAGAAGUACUUGCACAUUCUAAGGAACUUUGGAGCAUUGCAUUAUUCUCAGAUAAGAAAGGAGUAGCCAGUGGUGGUGGAGAUCAAACAGUAAAAUUUUGGAAUUUUGAACUUAUUCAAGAUCCUAAUAAAGAAAUAAAGGCAAAAGUUUUGUCUGUUUUACACAUAAGAACUUUAAAACUAGAAGAUAGUGUGUUAUGUGUAAAAAUAAGUCCUAACAAUAAAUUUGUUGCAGUUGCAUUACUUGAUUCCACUGUAAAGAUCUUUUUCCUUGAUACAUUUAAGUUUUUCAUUUCUCUUUAUGGACAUAAAUUACCAGUUUUGUGUAUGGACAUAUCGAGUGAUUCAACACUUAUUGCUACUGGUUCUGCUGAUCGUAAUAUGAAAAUUUGGGGUUUAGAUUUUGGUGACUGUCAUAAAUCAAUAUUUGCUCAUGAUGACUCUAUAACAGGACUUUCCUUUGUGCCUAAUACACAUUAUAUGUUUACUUGUGGGAAAGAUGGAAAUGUAAAACAAUGGGAUGCUGACACUUUCCAAAAAAUUGUGACACUGCAAAGGCAUAUAGGUGGAGCAUGGAAUUGUGCUGUUUCACCAAAUGGAAUUUAUUUUAUAUCUUGUGGAUCUGACAAAGUAGUUAGAUUAUAUGAACGAACUUCAGAGUCUUUAGUUCUUCAAGAUGAAGAAGAAGAAGAAAGAGAGCGCCAAGAAAAUGAGUUAGCUACUGGAGAAACUACCGUUGUUCCAGGACAAAAGGCACAAUCUUUACCUUCAAGAAAAACAGUAUCUAGUGAAAAAGGAGCUGAAUUGAUAUUGGAAUGUUUAGAUGUGUCUAAAGAAUACAAUGAACAACUAUUGAAGGCAACAAUAAACAACAUACCUGUUAUUCCUUUGCAAAUGCAAGCUAACAAUUGUACAUCUACAGAAGAUUAUUUAUUAGAAACAUUUAAGCGAAUUAGAGCAAGUGACUUGGAAGAGACAUUACUAUUAUUACCAUAUUCAGCUGCUUGCGAAAUUCUUAAACAAAUUCCUAAACUAUUACAAUCAGACUAUCAUACUGAAUUAAUUGCACGGCUAGCAUUAUGUUUAGUGCAAGCUCACCAUGGUCCAAUUGUAGCUACUCAAGAACUUUUACCUAUAUUAGAAACUGUGAAAACACUUGCUACUAGAAAAGUUUCUGAACUAAGGGAUAUGAUCGGAUUUAACUUACACGGAAUGAUACAUAUGCAACGAAUUGUUGAAGAAAAGGAAGGAAUACAGCUUUUCAAAGACGCAACUAAAAGCAGAAAAUAUAAAAAUAAAGUCAGAAGAAAUAAACAAAAAGCAUUAAAAAGAGCAAUUAUGUCUUUAUAA
Molecule: messenger RNA, 2781 nt
Organism: Habropoda laboriosa
Lineage: Eukaryota; Metazoa; Arthropoda; Insecta; Hymenoptera; Apidae
Product: WD repeat-containing protein 3
Biological process (GO): maturation of SSU-rRNA
Cellular component (GO): Pwp2p-containing subcomplex of 90S preribosome; small-subunit processome
Molecular function (GO): protein binding; snoRNA binding
Source: RefSeq, a predicted model, not a curated record